Messenger RNA from Drosophila montana, 1994 nucleotides. RefSeq names its product tejas (gene tej). The record is from RefSeq and is a predicted model, not a curated record. The transcript has 8 exons. NCBI's taxonomy places the organism in Eukaryota, Metazoa, Arthropoda, Insecta, Diptera, Drosophilidae. The coding region runs from base 99 to 1751 and encodes 550 amino acids.
UCAUCAGCGUACUGAGUUUGUGCCAGCGCAGCCAAGUUCAAGCACGCGCUAAUAUUCUAAUGUGUUGUUCGCAAUUUUAAGAGAAGUAGAUCUAGAAAAUGGACGAACAGGGGCUUUUAAGUUACGUUAAGAAAGUUAUACACUCAUUAAUUGUGUCGACGCCGGACCGUGUAACAGUGGAAAGGCUGAAGCGGGACUAUGCCAACGAAGAGGGAACUGCCGUGCCAUUCAGAAGGCUUGGCUUCAAAGACAUUGAGAGCUUUUUACACACCAUACCAGACACGGUUGUGUUAGUAGGACACGGACCGAUGGCGCAAGUAUGCGCGAGGCGGCACGCCAAGACCGCACACAUCCAAAAUCUGGUGCAGUGCCAAAGGAGACCAAGCAACAGGUCAAGGAGCCGCAAACCUGCCAAGCCCAAUUACUGCUAUCCCUCGCAAAGAUCCGAUCUGGUGUUUGUGAAUGAGCAGCCAAAUUCGAACAACAAACGAAUUAAUAAUAAUAAUAACAGCAACAACAACUAUAGUAGUCAAAGCGGCGGCAAUCGGCAACCUCGUUCUUCCGCACGUUCCAAUUCCUCUUAUAACUACGUCGAUUCCCAAGCUCAAGAUCGAGCACCUGUUGUCGCCCAAAAGAAUUUGGCAAGGGAGACAAACCGAAUGAUUAAUUCUUUUAAAAACGUAACUAUUGCCAACGUUGAUGAGGACUCUUCGAGUGAAGAGAACCAUUUGGAAAUUUAUGUUGAGCAAGGCGAAAUAGAAGUCAACUCAAAUAAGGAUAAACAAGCUGUGGCCGACAGCAAUCGAAAGCAAAAGCCGAAGGAUUGCCACAAGGAAUAUCUAUCAUCAUCUGAUGAGGGCUGCGAUGAGGAUGCGAUUCCAGCGUAUGCUGUGGAUGAACGAGUAUUGAACUACAAAUACACGAAUGAUGCACCUUGCGUCAAUCUAGUGAAGAUCGAACCGAAUGUGACAGCCAACAGUCGGCCAAGUUGGGAAGAGCCAUAUAUUGACUACAUCUCCUCGGAUGAUGGCAGUGAAACGGAUGCCAUUCCCGUUUUUGCUGUGGACGAGCGUGUCAUGAGUGUCGAAUAUCCCAAGGGAGCAGUUCGAUUUGAUCACCGCUUGCCCAAACGAGCUGUUCAUAAGAAAUUCAAAUUGGACAAUCGCAUCGAAGUGCAGCUUGUGACGGUGGCAAGUCCGCAUAACUUUAAUUUUUGGCUACACGACGAGGAAUACGAAGCUUACAAAAACAUGUCGGUGAACAUGCAGCGAUAUUACUCCAAUGUAAAUGAGAUAAAGUACACAAUACCAUUAUACCUAAUAAUGAUUGGCCAUUUGGGUGCUCUGCACUUUAGGGGCACACUUUGGCAGCGCGUCGAAGUUCUAAAUAUUAAGACGGGUAAUAGAAAGAAUAUUGAGGUGGAACUGGUUGAUACAGGCGAAAGAUUGUGGAUCUGCCACAGUGAUCUUAAGUAUUUGUGCAAAGAGUUUGCCAACCUGCCGCCUCAAUACUGGCCCGGCAGACUGGCCUGUGUGACACCCAGGCAGGGCCCAAGCUUUUCGGUGGAGGCCAGCAACUACUUCUUCGAUAUUGUGUCCUUUCGUAGACUCUAUGCGAAAAUUGAGAAAAUCAACGAUGCUGACGAUACAAUCACCUUGAUUCUUGUUGAUCCAAAUGCCGCAGCGCACACAAAGAACAUUAACGUGGCACUCAUCGAGUCGGGUUGGGUGCGCCGCUGCUACAAGCCUUAGCGAACGUAUAUUAUAUAGAUUGUCAUGAAGUCUUAUCAAUUUUAGUUUUUUAAUUAGUUAAGUCACAAAUGAAUUGACUGUGAAACUGUUAUUAAUUAUGAUUUUGUUAUACUAGUAUAUAGAAUAUAUUCGUAAAUGAAACAACUCGCGUAGUGUUAUGUUAAGGCAAACGCUGUCCUUCUGCUUUUCAUUUAUUUAGUUUACGUAUAAUAAAAUACUAAGUUACAUAAAUCUUCGAAACAA